Messenger RNA from Colossoma macropomum (tambaqui), 3018 nucleotides. It is a transcript of the gene rasgrp2, whose product is annotated as RAS guanyl releasing protein 2 (calcium and DAG-regulated). The record is from RefSeq and is a predicted model, not a curated record. Gene Ontology annotation, molecular function: guanyl-nucleotide exchange factor activity; calcium ion binding. Gene Ontology annotation, cellular component: plasma membrane. Bases 504 to 2282 code for a protein of 592 amino acids. The transcript has 17 exons. Lineage: Eukaryota; Metazoa; Chordata; Actinopteri; Characiformes; Serrasalmidae. Gene Ontology annotation, biological process: Ras protein signal transduction; positive regulation of GTPase activity.
CACAGUCUUAUCUGAUAACGUCAGUAAAUGAGUGAGUGAACUUUUUGUAAUGUGUAUAUUAGCAAAAAACCUGAUUUGGGGAUGUUCUGAAAUUGUAAAACUUACAAAUGCCCUUGCGUCUCAAAACAGCAGGGAGAACUCAGGUUAUUUUGAGCACUUUCGGAACGUGAGAAAAAAGGCUGAAACCCUUCUGUUAAUAACAGGAAAUGCAAUGACUGUCAAUUUCACAAUAGACAGGAAAUGUAGUGCAAAAUACAGCUGUACUCAGGGUGAACCUCAGCCCCUAAUGAGCUUCAGUUUCAGUGGCUGUCAAGUACAAACAGUGCUCUCACAGCGAAGCUUUUCAGCUGUUGAUUCUUCAUUUUUUUAAAAAUACAGCUAUAAUCGUUUUUCCACUAUUGAUGUCAGAUUCUGCAGUAUUUGCAGAGUGACAAAGAGGGAUCAAAGCGAGGCGUGGAGAAUUGAGAGGGGGAAACGGGGGCAGAGGGAGCGAGGAGAGGAGGAUGGCGAGCGUUUCAUCGGAUCAGUCAGCGAGCGUGGAUGAACUGGUGGAGGCCUGCAUCAAAGCCUUUGAUGAUGAAGGGGUGCUAAACGACCCCUCUCUGGUACGAAUGUUUCUCAUGAUGCAUCCGUGGUACCUUUCCUCCACUGACCUGGCCAAGAAUCUCCUGCAGAAGUCUCAGGAGGAGAAUUGCACUGCCACUCGCCAGUCUCAGAUUUGUCAUCUCAUCAAGUACUGGGUGGGCGAGUUCCCAGCCGAGUUUGACCUGAACCCGGAGCUGGCUGAGCAGAUCCGCUGCCUGAAAGAGCUGCUGGAGCAGAACGGGGACGUGAGGCGCAGUCUCCUCAUAGACAUAGACAGCGUUCCGUCAUAUGAAUGGAAACGGCAGCUGACAUCAACCGUCCAGAAGAAGAGUAAAACAUCUCUGCUGUUUGACCACCUGGAUGCCUCUACCCUGGCAGAGCACCUCACUUACAUGGAGUACAAGUCCUUCUGCAAGAUCCUGUUCCAGGACUACCACAGUUUUGUAAUGCAUGGCGGCACUGUGGAUAACCCCAUCCUGGAGCGCUUCAUCACCCUCUUUAACAGCGUGUCCCAGUGGAUUCAGGUGAUGGUGCUCAGUAAGCCUACAGCCCAGCAGAGAGCUACCGUCAUUACCGACUUUAUCACAGUGGCCCAGAAGUUGCUGGAGCUGCAGAACUUCAACACGCUGAUGGCAGUGGUAGGGGGUCUGAGUAACAGCUCCAUCUCCAGACUCAAAGACACACAGGCUCUUGUUGGAAGCGAUUCACGAAAGCUGUUCGACGGGCUGGUGGAGCUGGUCACAUCAUGUGGGAACUACAGCCGCUACCGCCAGCGCUUCUCCGAGUGCACAGGCUUCCGUUUCCCCAUCCUGGGCGUGCACCUGAAGGACCUGAUAGCCGUCCAUGUGGCCCUGCCAGACUGGGCCGACCCAGAGAAGAGCCGGGUCAACCUGACCAAGACCCAGCAGCUGUACACCAUCCUGCAGGAGCUGGCGCUGAUCCAGAGCACGCCUCCCAACAUUGAUGCCAACCCAGACCUCCUCAAUCUGCUCAUCGUGUCUCUGGACCAGUUUCACACAGAAGAAGAGAUCUAUCAGCUCUCCCUGCAAAGAGAACCUCGCAGCCUGAGAUUAUCCUCAUCCAGCUCGAAGCCCCAGUCCCCUCUAAUAGAGCAGUGGGCGUCUUCAGUCAAACCCAAGGCUGAUCCAGUCAUCAUCAACAAGCACAUUGAGAAGAUGGUGGAGUCUGUUUUUAAAAAUUUUGACACGGAUGGCGAUGGCUCCAUUUCCCAAAGAGAGUUUGAGACCAUCCGGAACAACUUCCCCUACCUUACCAAGUUUGACGACCUUGACCAAAACCAGGAUGGCAGAAUUAGCCGAGAGGAGAUGAUACAGUACUUCACUAAAGCCAGCUCCUUGCUGAACUGUAAGAUGGGCUUUGUUCACACAUUUACAGCCAUGAACUCCUUCAAGCCUACGGUCUGCCAGCACUGCUCAGGCAUUAUGUGGGGAUUUUACAAGCAAAGAUACAAAUGCAAAGUGUGUGGAGUUAGCUGUCAUAAAGACUGCUGCAGUCGUUUGGCCAUUGAGUGUCGUAAACGGGCAAAAAGUGUCAGCCUUGACAGCCCCAUUCCACAGUUCAGCCGUUCUCUCAGUUUUCCUCCUCCCACUAGAAAAUACACCAGCCCUGAGUGCACAGCUAUCAUCGAAGAACCUAAGGAGAGCGUAGAAGAUGAUGUGUUUGAUGAACGCCUCUGAUGUGGAACACAGUCUGCCUGUUACUCUGCAAAGUCUACAAACAACAUUUCACUGACGGACCCUCAUUGAUUCCCAAAAGUGUGUGCGUCUUUGAAGCUGAGAUGUGAUCCACACUUUGGAUCCUUCCCAUGGUGAAUAUCGCAGCUCUUCUAGAAAGAAGUGCAUAAAGAAAAUCCUCACUACUUGAAAGGCUUGAAUUGCCUAAUAUGUCGAUUGGAAUAUAAAAAUAACUGUUUUAGUGUUUUGAUUUUGGGUGAAAAGUAAUAUAUUUUUUUUAAGCUUAACAAAUAAUACCAUUCCCAUUGUGUUACACUGGAUCAAAAUGAUUUCUAUUGUAAUGAGCAGACGAUUUUCUCUCUUAAAGAAAUGUAAAUUUUAUCCCCAACUGAAUUCAUAUUAUAUACGAUUUAAGCAGGGGAUUUUAAGCCACAAGGUCACACGAAUGACAUUUCUUACAGGCAUGGUGCCACGGUCAUUUUGUGAAUGCUCUUACAUUGUUUGCCAGUAGGGGGAGGUGUUGGUACAGAUUGAUUUGUGUCUCUCCCAUGUCUCUGUACAUACUUUGGUAUAAUCAUGAUGUACAUGUGAAUUGCUGUGGUUUCUAUGUCUCAAUACAUUUAGAAGUGUGUUAACAAUAGGCUUUUGUCUUUGUUCUUUUGGCUGUCAAGUAGGAAAAGCUGUCAGAUGCUGCAUAAUGCCUGUAAGCAGUGAAUAUAUCUCCUCAUUAAAGGCAAGA